Molecule: messenger RNA, 2549 nt
Organism: Arvicanthis niloticus (Nile rat)
Lineage: Eukaryota; Metazoa; Chordata; Mammalia; Rodentia; Muridae
Product: platelet glycoprotein Ib alpha chain-like
Biological process (GO): long-term memory
Cellular component (GO): plasma membrane
Molecular function (GO): protein binding
Source: RefSeq, a predicted model, not a curated record
AUGGCUCUUCUCAUCUUGCUGUUCCUGCUGCCAAGUCCCUUACAUUCCCAGUCCACCUGUAGUAUCUCCAAAGAGACCAGCCUGCUGGUAGUAAACUGUGAGAACAAGAAGCUGACAGCAUUGCCUGCAGGCCUGCCAGCAGACACAGGCACCCUCUACCUGGGCAAGAACCAACUGGGUACCUUCUCCACAGCAUCCCUGGAGUAUUUCACUCACAUCAUUCAUCUAUACCUGGAUAAAUGUGAGCUGACCAGUCUGCAGACCAAUGCAAAACAGUUAAAGCUGAAAACCCUGGACUUAUCCCACAAUAACCUGCAAAGCCUGCCCUCCCUAGGACAGACACUGCCUGCACUCACUAGUCUAACCGUCUCCUUCAACAAGCUGAGCUCACUUUCUCCUGGUACCCUAGAAGGCCUAAGCCAGCUCGAGUUUCUCUACUUGCAGAACAAUGAUCUCAGGAGUCUGCCCCCUGGACUCUUGGUGUCCACAACCAACCUGAGGAAACUGGAUCUGUCCAACAACAAAUUGCGUGAGCUGCCCCCUGGGCUCCUAGAUGGGCUGGAGAGCCUUGACACCCUCUACCUUCAGGGGAACUGGCUACGGACAAUACCAAAGGGCUUCUUUGGGACCCUCCUCCUACCUUUUGUUUUUCUCCACAGCAACACCUGGUAUUGUGACUGUGACAUCCUCUACUUCCGUAACUGGCUCCAGGAAAAUAGCAACAAUGUCUACUUAUGGAAGGAGGGUGUGGAUCUCCGGGGCAUGACUCCUAAUGUGGCCAGUGUACGAUGUGCCAAUUUGAACUAUGCGCCUGUCUACACCUACCCAGGGAAGGGCUGCCCCACCACUGGUGGUGACACAGACUAUGAUGACUAUGAUGAUGUCCCUGAUGUUCCUGCCACAAGGACUGAGGUCAAGUUCUCUAACACUAAAGCUCACACUACCCACUGGGACCUUCUCUCCGAAGUGUCUUCUACUUACCAAGACAGCCAAAUGACUUCUUUGCCUCCAACCCACGAACCCAGUAAGAAACAAUCUACAUUCACCCACACACAGACCCCAGGUUUCACCAUACUCCCAAACACCACGGAAUCCAACACAACCUUCUACAGUCUAAAACUCAACACUGUACCCACCACCAUCCCAACCACCCUAGAGCCCACCUCCACCCAGUCUACCCCAGAGCCUAACGUCCAACCAAUGCUUACCACCUCCACCUUGACCACCCCAGAGCCCAGCAGCACUCCAGUUCCUACCAUGUCCACCCUAACGCCCAGCAGCACCCCAAUGCUUACCACCUCUACUUUGACAACCCCAGAGUCCAGCAGCACCCCAGUUCCUACCAUGUCCACCCUAACUACCCUAAAGCCCAGCAGCACCCCAAUGCUUACCACCUCUACUUUGACAACCCCAGAGCCCAGCAGCACCCCAGUUCCUACCAUGUCCACCCUAACUACCCUAAAGCCCAGAAGCACCCCAAUGCUUACCACCUCUACUUUGACCACCCCAGAGCCCAGCAGCACCCCGAUUACUCUAGUGUCCACUGUCUCCCCAGUGCUCACUACCACCUUGGCCACUCCAGAGUCUACCCCAAUUGAGACUAUUUUAGAACAACUUUUUACCACAGAGCUCACUUUACUCUCUACCUUAGAAUCCACAAUAAACCCAGAGUGGAACAGCUUCAAUCUCCAAAAGGUGGUGGCUCACGCACCUUCUGAUACUUCUGAAAGCAAUCUUUUUCUCAAUUCUGACUUUUGUUGCCUCCUCCCCUUGGGCUUCUAUGUUCUGGGUCUCCUCUGGCUCCUAUCUGCCUCUGUGGUCCUCAUCUUGUUGCUGACCUGGAUCUGGCAUGUGACACCACACAGUCUGGACAUGGACCAAUCUGCUGCAUUGGCUACAAGCACACAGACCACAAGCCUGGAGGUGCAGAGGGCAAGGCAAGUAACCAUGCCCCGAGCCUGGCUGCUCUUCCUUCAAGGGUCACUUCCUACUUUCCGGUCUAGCCUUUUCCUGUGGAUAAGGCCUAAUGGGCGUGUGGGGCCUCUGGUAGCAGGACGGCGACCCUCAGUUCUGAGUCAGGGUCGUGGUCAAGACCUAUUGGGUACAGUGGGCAUUAGGUACUCAGGUCAUAGUCUGUGACAGUGAGUGCUUUGGAGCUCCUAAGACUUCACUGGACUCUACUAGGAUCUAGUUGGGAUGGGAGACCAUUACAGGACAUCCUAUUUACUUCUCCUUUAUCUGAAGACCCCACUUUACAUCUACACACCCAACUCCAGACCUCACAAACCAAGAGAGGUAGUGAAGUGAUGUAACUGGGUGGUCAUAGGACCAACCUCCCUAUGUUGCUUAGAACACUGACAGGCUACAUAGUCACUGCUACCACUGUGGGGAAAAAAAGCUAGAAAAAGCAAAUAACAUGGCUCCCACACGUUCACACUUGGAAGAAAACCUGGAAAGCCAUUAACCAGGACAGGAGCAUUAUCUCUAAGUAUCAUGAGUAUUUUUUCCCUGUUUAACACUUUCUGGUUUUCUACCAGUGCUAUCAUUUG